Messenger RNA from Lactuca sativa (garden lettuce), 3442 nucleotides. RefSeq names its product elongation factor Ts (DUF810). Lineage: Eukaryota; Viridiplantae; Streptophyta; Magnoliopsida; Asterales; Asteraceae. The record is from RefSeq and is a predicted model, not a curated record.
UCAUCAUCUCUCAUCCUCCUCCUUUCCCUUUACUCUUUGUUUCACACAGUCUGCUUCUUUCUCUCUCUUCAAUGGCUUCUCUCUUCAGUAGAGAAAGAAUACUCGGCCAAUCCAAGAGAGACUCAAACGGCCCAGUCAUGAACGGAACAAACAGCUUACGCUACUCCUCCUCCUUCGCCGCCGCCGCCACCACCACCACCACUUUAGAUCCACUCCCAUCGCCAUUCGGUGACCUCACGCCAACUUUAUCCCCCACUGACCUCCGUGAAACAGCUUACGAGAUCUUCGUCGCAGCUUGUCGUACCUCUACAGGAAAACCCCUUACUUACAUUCCCAAUAACGCGUCAAGUUAUACUCCCGAUCGAUCUUCACAGUCGCCGUCACUGUCGGGCUCGCCAUCGCAGAGAUCGAUCACUUCUACUGCCGCGUCGAAGAUGAAGAAGGCGUUAGGCCUCCGAUCUAGUUCGAGCGCCGGUAGUCCUGGUUCGGCUGGCUCCGGUGCUGGGUCCGGCGGGAAGGUUAAGAAAACGGUGAUGACGGUUGGAGAGCUAAUGAGGAUUCAGAUGAGGAUUUCUGAGGCUGCCGAUUCCAGAGUUCGAAGGGCAUUGUUGAGAAUUUCUGCUGGCCAGGUUGGAAAACGAGUGGAGCUAAUGGUACUCCCUUUAGAGCUAUUACAACAAUUCAAAUCAUCAGAUUUCACCGACCAACAAGAAUACGCCACCUGGCAGAAACGAAACCUAAAAAUGUUAGAAGCCGGAUUACUUUUACACCCUCACAUCCCCCUUCCACCCUCAAACACAUCUUCUCAAAGACUAAAACAAAUCAUUCACAAUGCAUUAGAAAAGCCAAUUGAAACAGGAAGAAACAACGAGUCAAUGCAAGUCUUACGUAGUGCUGUAACAACCUUAUCCAACCGGUCAACCGAUGGUCAAACCGAAUCAUGUCAUUGGGCAGAUGGAUUCCCAUUAAAUCUCCGAAUCUAUGAGAUUCUUCUAGAAGCAAUCUUUGAUGGGAACGAUGAGUCAUCAAUCAUAGAAGAGGUUGAUGAGGUGGUGGAGCUUGUAAAGAAGACAUGGGGUAUUUUGGGAAUUAACCAAAUGCUUCAUAACAUAUGUUUCACUUGGAUUCUAUUUAAUCGGUUUGUGGGAAGUGGACAAAUGGAUAAUGAUUUGUUGUAUGCUGCUGAUUGUCAGUUAGUGGAAGUUGCAAAAGAUGCAAAGACUACAAAGGAUGCUAAUUAUGCUAAAAUAUUGAAUGAAACACUUAGUGAAAUAUUGGGGUGGGCUGAAAAAAGAUUGCUUGCAUAUCAUGAUACGUUUGAUAAAGGGAAUAUUAAUUCUAUGCAAAGUAUUGUUUCUUUAGGGGUUUCAGCUGCUAAAAUAUUGGUUGAAGAUAUUUCUAAUGAGUAUAGAAGAAGAAGGAAGAAUGAUGACGUGGCAAAAAGUAGGACGGAUACUUAUAUUAGGUCUUCACUUCGUACAGCUUUUGCUCAGAUAAUGGAGAAAGCAGAUUCAAUCAGAAGAGCAUCAAGAAACCAACCAAAUCCACUUCCAGUUCUUGCAAUCCUUGCAAAAGACAUAGGUGAAUUAGCCACAAAAGAAAAGAAAAUGUUCAGCCCAAUUUUAAAAAGAUGGCACCCUCUUGCAGCUGGUGUAGCUGUAGCCACUCUCCAUGUCUGCUAUGGAAACGAAUUAAAACAAUUCAUUUCAGGAAUUACCGAAUUAACCCCGGAUGCAGUUCAAGUCUUAAGAGCUGCAGACAAGUUAGAAAAAGACCUUGUACAAAUUGCAGUUGAAGAUUCUGUUGAUAGUGAUGAUGGUGGAAAAGCAAUCAUAAGAGAAAUGCCACCUUUUGAAGCUGAAGCUGCAAUUGCAAAUUUGGUCAAAGGGUGGACUAAAUUGAGAUUAGACAGGUUGAAAGAAUGGGUUGAUAGAAAUCUCCAACAAGAGGUAUGGAAUCCACGAGCUAAUCAAGAAGGAUAUGCUCCUUCAGCUGUUGAAGUCUUGCGAAUUAUAGAUGAAACUUUGGAUGCUUUCUUUAAUCUCCCGAUUCCAAUGCAUCCAGCUUUGCUUCCUGAUUUAAUUCUUGGCCUUGAUCGAUGUCUCCAAUAUUACUCAAACAAAGUCAAAUCCGGAUGUGGAUCAAGAAACACGUAUAUUCCCGCUCUUCCCGCAUUAACACGAUGCACAACCGAGACAAAAUUCCACGGAGUUUUCAAGAAAAAGGAAAAAACCACAACUUUACAAAGAAGAAAUUCUCAAGUCUCGACAACAAACGACAACACAUUAGGGGUCCCACAACUAUGCGUACGUAUAAACACUCUCCAAAAAAUCCGAUCCGAACUCGAAACAAUCGAAAAACGAAUCAUAACCCUUUUGCGAAAUUCCGAAUCUGCCCAUGUCUCCGACUUCUCAAACGGAUUACAAAAAAAAUUCGAACUCACACCCCCCGCAUGCCUCGAAGGCAUCCAACAACUUUGUGAAUCAACCGCUUACAAAAUCGUGUUUCAUGAUCUUCGAAACUCGUUAUGGGACAAUCUUUAUGUAGGUGGGCCCACAUGUUCCCCAAUCGAACCUUUCCUUCAAGAACUUGAACAAAAUUUAACAGUUAUUGCGGAUAAUGUGCAACACGAAAGGGUUCGAACGCGGUUAGUUGCGGAAGUAAUGAAAGCGAGUUUUGAAGGGUGGUUGUUGGUUUUACUUGGAGGUGGGCCCACGAGGUGUUUUACUAUACAAGAUUCGAGAGGGAUUGAAGAUGAUUUUAAGGCGAUUAAAGAUUUGUUUUUUGCAAAUGGUGAUGGGUUGUCUAUGGAUGUGAUUAAUAAGUUUUCGAUUGUUGUGAGAGAUGUGAUUCCGCUUUUUGGGAUGGAAACGGAUGCGGUUGUGGAGCGGUUUAGGCGGUUGACUUUGGAAGCGUACGGGUCGUCUGCUAAAUCUAGGUUACCGUUGCCUGCGACUACGGGUCAAUGGAGUUCGAAUGAUCCGAAUACGCUUUUGCGUGUUUUGUGUUAUCGAAAUGAUGAUUCGGCUUCGAAGUUUCUUAAGAAAACGUAUAAUUUGCCUAAGAAAAUUUGAUGAUUUGGUGGUGGGAAAACGGUUAGUUUGUGUAUAGUUGAUCUUCGAGUGUGUUGAAGGUAAGGUGACAUGUGGAGAUUGAUUCAUUAUUGUUGAGUGUUAAUAUAAGUUCUUGGGAUCUUUUAUUUUUUUUACUUGUGUUUUUAGGAUGGAUUUAUUGUUUUGUUUUGAUGGGAGAAUUUGUUUCUCUUUUGGGGAGAUGCUUUUCAUGGUAGGUGUAGUUGGGCGUAAAACGGUUGGUUUUAAAUUCGUGUUAGGUAUUUAUUUAUGAUUUUGUAUAGUAUUAUUAUACUUGUUAUUGGCAGCGGUUUUUGUUGCUAUAUGGUUCGAAUUAUUGGUAUGUUAAACAGUAGUUUGGAUUUUAUUUA